This is a messenger RNA of Onychomys torridus (southern grasshopper mouse), 2841 nucleotides long. It is a transcript of the gene Morc1, whose product is annotated as MORC family CW-type zinc finger 1. NCBI's taxonomy places the organism in Eukaryota, Metazoa, Chordata, Mammalia, Rodentia, Cricetidae. The transcript is spliced from 28 exons. Gene Ontology annotation, molecular function: zinc ion binding. Bases 1 to 2841 code for a protein of 946 amino acids. Gene Ontology annotation, cellular component: nucleus. The record is from RefSeq and is a predicted model, not a curated record.
AUGGACAAAUAUGCCUUGCUGCAGAGGGCUAAACUGCAUCUGGAUUUCAUCCACGCCAACUCCACAACUCACAGUUUCCUCUUUGGAGCGCUGGCCGAGUUGCUGGACAACGCCAGAGAUGCUGGGGCUGCGAGACUUGAUGUGUUUUCAGUGGAUAAUGAGACACUGCAGGGAGGCUUCAUGUUGUAUUUCCUGGAUGAUGGAUGUGGCAUGAGCCCUGAUGAAGCUCCAGACAUCAUUUACUUUGGAACAUCCAAGAAACGUUUAUCAACCUUGACGUUCAUUGGGCAAUAUGGCAACGGGCUUAAGAGUGGGUCCAUGAGGAUUGGCAAAGAUUUCAUUCUUUUCACAAAGAAGGAAGAGACCAUGACCUGUCUGUUCUUCUCUCAGACUUUCUGUGAAAAAGAAGGUCUCACUGAGGUUGUAGUUCCAAUACCUUCGUGGUCAACAAGAACAAGAGAGGGUAUCGCAGAUGACCCACAGAAGUUCUUGACAGAAUUGUCCAUCAUUUAUAAAUACUCCCCAUUUAAAACCGAAGCUGAAUUGAUGCACCAAUUUGAUAUGAUCUAUGGGAGAUGUGGAACUUUGCUGGUUAUUUAUAACUUGAAGCUUCUGCUUAGUGGGGAACCAGAGCUGGAUGUUAAAACUGACAAAGAAGAUAUACUGAUGGCCGAGGCUUUGGAGGAACUUCCAGAGAGACGGUCUUUCAGAGCCUACACAGCUAUUCUGUAUUUUGAUCCUCGGAUGAGAAUAUUUAUUCAAGCCAAAAGAGUUCAGACAAAGCACCUAUGUUAUUCCCUUUACAAACCCAGAAAGUACCAGUAUGCUCCAUCUUCUUUCAAAGGGAAGUUUAAAACUGAAGUUAAGGAGGCAGAAGAUGCAAUAAAAAUGGCUGAACUCAGGUUGAAAGAACUGCAAGUCAAAGGAAACCAACCCAACAGAAUUUCUUUGUCUUCUGCCAAGGAUGGAUUGCAGAGAGCUUGGGAAGAUGUGGAAGCAAAGCAUAAGAAUCUUCGAGAGAAACAGAGGGCACUAAGGAAAUCAAGAACAAUCUCCCUGUUCUUUGGAGUGCACAUAGAAGACCAAAGGCAAGCUGGAAUGUUCAUUUACAGUAAUAACCGGUUGAUCAAAAUGUAUGAGAAGGUUGGUCCCCAGCUCAAAAUGAAGUCCUUACUUGGAGCAGGUGUGAUUGGAAUUGUAAACAUACCCCUGGAGAUCAUGGAACCAUCCCAUAAUAAACAAGAAUUCCUCAAUGUCCAAGAGUACAGCCAUCUUCUGAAAGUCAUGGGACAGUACUUGGUCCAGUACUGUAAGGACACCGGGAUCAGUAAUAGAAAUCUAACACUAUUUUGGGAUGAAUUAAAAUACCAACAUAGCAAAGACAUGGACAGAUCUUUAGAGUCUCUCCAGUGCCGAAGAAGACAAGCGAUGGCCAGCCCAUUCAUCCUACAAUGUGAUCUUUGCCUCAAAUGGAGAGUCCUGCCUUCCCCUUCCAAUCACGAGGAAGAAUUCCCUGACAUGUGGAUUUGUGCUAAUAAUCCCAACAACCUGGAAAACAGCUGUAAUCAGCCCGAACACCUGCCUUCUAUCCCACUGGGCACCGUGAGCAGAAGAUUGCCAUCAAAAGAUGAGAAAGAGAGGCAACUUCAAGAGUCAGUCCAAAGAUACCAGAACAGACUGGCGGAAAUACAGUCACAGACACCUCAGUUUAUAGCAGUGAGUAGAAUCCCUGAGUUCAAGCCCUCCUGCCUUUCUUCAGCACCCAAGGAAAAGUCCACACUUGGGAGACUCGGGCCUUCAGUGGUAGACCUAAUUCAAGGCACUCCUCCUUCAUCUGUCCAGCUCUCGUCCGGCCAAAGACGCCCAAAGAGAAGCACAGAGGAUGCCGACUCGGACGUGGAGUUUGUCUGCAUGACUAAGGUUCUGAAGAGGUCUGUGAAGAGGAGAGUGAAAUACCAGCAGCAGAGUCAUGUGUCCUCUCUGUCGGAAGACCCCAAGCUCAUGGAGGCAUCCCAGGUCUCUUCAUGGGAAACAAAGAAGAAGCAGAGUGAGAACCUUGUACAGGAAUGCAAGGCAUCCCCUGAAGUUGAAACCAGCAGCAGAGAUCCAACUGAAAUCCUGGUUUGGGAUGAAACAAACACCAAGGUCUCAUUGAAACAAGAAAGAAUUGAAGUGCCUCUCACAAAGACAGAAAAACAAGAGCUGUGUGAUGAUACUCUGGUGAUGAAAAGAAACCCUUCAGCCCUUAACUGGAAAAGGUGUACUGGGGGGCAAAUGGAAGAUUUAAGUCCACACUCUGGACACAAAGUCAGCACUAUGAAUGGUGAUUGUCAGCUGUCUUCUCAGAUGCCUUCUCAAAGCACAUCUACCAAGGAAACAGCAAGAAAGCUAAUGGCUAAUUUAAGGGAGAUUCUUCUGUAUUUCAUCCCUGAGUUUCAUCUGUCAUCAGAAUUUGAGUGCACAUCUAUGGAAGAACUCAUAACAAGUCCCGAGCUGGAGCAAUGCCCAGAGAGUACGAACAAAAAACUAAAAAUAUGUUUCAACAAGAUCCAGAAUAUCUACAUGGUCCAAUAUGAGAGAAGACUCAAGAGAAAAAUGCAGUCCAUUAUCUAUGAGGCAAACAGAAAAGUGGUGCUUAAUGAAGUCUUUCUGGGGCAGUGUGAACAGAAAAGGAAAAGGACUGAGGAUAAACUCAACAGCCUUCGUGCAAAACUGGCAUCGCUGUUGCAGAAACUUCAGCUGGGUGGUCCAGCGGGGGACCUGGAGCAGAUUGAUGCUUACUUAGAAGCUUUGCUUAAAGAAGAUCACCUUCUGACCACUUUAAAUAGAAGGACUCUAUAG